Hypomesus transpacificus is the source of this 2382-nucleotide messenger RNA. RefSeq names its product protocadherin alpha-8-like. NCBI's taxonomy places the organism in Eukaryota, Metazoa, Chordata, Actinopteri, Osmeriformes, Osmeridae. Gene Ontology annotation, cellular component: plasma membrane. Gene Ontology annotation, molecular function: calcium ion binding. Gene Ontology annotation, biological process: homophilic cell-cell adhesion. The coding region runs from base 1 to 2382 and encodes 793 amino acids. The record is from RefSeq and is a predicted model, not a curated record. The transcript has a single exon.
AUGGAACAAAGGGAAUGCGGAGAACGGAGCUCGAGGGAGCGAAGACAGUGGGUUGCUUUCAUGGUUGCUUUGGUUCUGUUGUGGAGCGGGACUUCUGCGCAGAUAAGAUACUCCAUCUCUGAAGAGCUGAAGGAAGGAAUUGUCGUGGGAAAUAUAGCGAAGGAUUUAGGACUAGAUCUGAGCACCUUGAAACAGAGAGGAUAUAGAAUCGUAUCUAGUUCUCCCGAUCCUCUAUUUGAGGUCAAUCAGAAUGACGGCUUAUUGUAUGCGAAGCGAAAAAUAGACAGGGAGGAGGAGUGCGAGAGGAGCAGCGUUUGUCUGAUCAAUCUGAAAACCGUCCUAGAAGACCCACUUGAGAUUCAUUAUGUUGCUGUAGAGGUAAUAGAUGUGAACGACCACUCUCCCAGCUUCCCAGAGAAAGAGAAACACAUACAUAUUUCAGAAUCAACUUUGCCAGGUGUGCGUUUUCAGCUUCAAGCUGCAAAUGAUCCCGAUGUGGGUCUGUUUUCGGUCCAACAGUAUAAAUUGAGUCAAAAUGAUCAUUUCCGUUUAGAAGUAAAAGAGCGGGGAAAAGAUGGUAAAAUACCUAUAUUAAAUUUACAGAGACCGUUGGACAGAGAAACUAAGAGAAGCCAUAGAUUAAUGUUAACAGCAGUUGAUGGGGGAAAACCCCCUAGGUCUGGUACUGUGGGGAUUGUUAUCGACGUUUUAGAUGUUAAUGAUAACAUGCCAGUUUUCUCAAAAGAUACCUACUCAGUAAUGUUGAAUGAAAAUUCUUCUAUUGGCACAACUGUCAUUCAGGUAAAUGCCACUGAUUUAGAUGAAGGUUCAAAUGGUGAUAUCGUUUACUCUUUCGGUAGUAAUGUAAAAAGUAAGCUUCGCGAGCUAUUUGAUGUAGACAGUGAAACAGGUGAAAUAAUUGUCAAGGGGUGGAUAGACUUUGAAGCUGAGGAUAGCUACGAAAUUGACAUACAAGCAUCUGAUAAAGGGACAGCUCCUUUCAAAACAGACAAAAGCGUGCUGGUGAACAUAGUAGAUAUCAACGACAAUGCUCCUGGGAUAGAAGUAACGUCCUUUUCUAGUGCUAUUCCUGAGAAUUCUAGAACUGGAACUACAGUAGCAUUGAUUAGUGUUAGUGAUCUAGACUCUGGUCUCAAUGGGAAAGUUAUCUGUUCUAUCAGUGAGGAUGUCCCAUUCACGUUAACACCAUCUUUACAGAAUAACAUGUACUCUUUAGUUACCAAGUCACCUCUGGAUAGGGAGACACAGUCUGAGUAUGACGUAACAAUAGUUGCUAAAGACGCAGGACAACCAGCUUUGUCGUCUGUAAAGACUAUCAGCGUCACAGUAUCAGAUGUGAACGAUAACAGUCCAGAGUUUUCACUCAGUCCCUAUACUUUCUACAUAACUGAAAAUAACGAGCCAGGGGAUAGGCUAUUUAGCGUGAGCGCCUCUGACCGUGAUGAAAAUGAAAAUGCAAUUAUUUCUUAUCAAGUUAUGAGAGAGGGUGGAGAAGGAAAUACAUUAGCGUCAUUUCUUAACAUUAAUUCUGAAAACGGAGAAAUAUUGGCGUUAAAACGUUUUGACUUUGAAACAAUCAAAACCUUCCAAUUCCAAGUUGUAGCAACUGACUCUGGCACUCCAUCACUGAGCAGCAACGUCACAGUGAAAGUGUUCUUUCUGGAUCAGAACGACAACGCUCCAGUGAUCUUGUAUCCGGUCAGCGCUAACGGUUCUGCUGAAGGUGUGGAGGAGAUUCCACGCAACGUGAACGCAGGACAUUUGGUGACUAAAGUGAGAGCCUAUGACGCAGAUGUAGGAUAUAACGGCUGGUUGUUAUUUUCACUACAGGAAGUUAGUGACCACAAUCUCUUUUCUCUGGACCGCUACACAGGACAAAUAAGGACACUUCGGUCCUUCACAGAGACAGACGAGGCUGAACAUAAACUGGUCAUACUGGUCAAAGACAAUGGGAACGUUUCACUCUCAGCAACAGCUACUGUGAUCAUCAACGCUGUGGAGCCCAAAGAGGCUUUUGCUGCUUCUGAUGUUAAAAGCUCAGUCAAAGUAGAUGAUGAGAACAAUGUUACAUUCUAUUUGAUAAUCACUUUGGGGUCGGUUUCAACUCUUUUCCUGGUCAGCAUCAUCAUGUUGAUUGUAAUGCAGUGUUCUAAAACCCCAGACUAUUCCCCCAAGUAUUUACAAGACACGAACUAUGAUGGAACACUGUGCCACAGCAUCCAGUACAGAUCUGGAGACAAACGGUACAUGUUAGUUGGACCCAGAAUGAGUAUAGGUUCUACUAUAGUCCCGGGCAGCAAUGGGAAUACUCUGGUGGUCCCCGAUCACAGGAGUCGUGCUUCAGGAGAGGUAAGCCUUUAA